Sorex araneus (European shrew) is the source of this 4436-nucleotide messenger RNA. RefSeq names its product spermatogenesis associated 18 (gene SPATA18). NCBI's taxonomy places the organism in Eukaryota, Metazoa, Chordata, Mammalia, Eulipotyphla, Soricidae. Gene Ontology annotation, biological process: mitophagy by internal vacuole formation; mitochondrial protein catabolic process. The transcript is spliced from 13 exons. The record is from RefSeq and is a predicted model, not a curated record. Gene Ontology annotation, cellular component: mitochondrial outer membrane. Bases 346 to 2181 code for a protein of 611 amino acids.
UGCCAGGAUGCCGCCGGCCUGCGUCCCUAGCAACCGCUGGCCCACGUCAAAGUUUGUUCAAUAAUCGGGGGCUUAUUUAUGGCCGCGGCAGCCGGCGGCCGCAGGGAAGCCAGAGACUCACCGGGCAGCGGAUGCGGCGCAGCGGCUGUGGCCCAGAGCACCUCCCCCCGGCUUCCCGCACCCUGCCCGGUCCAACCCCAGGGGGAGGAUGGCAACAGCAACGCUCUGAGCCCACCUGGAAGAUAACACCCUUCCCCCGCGUCACCAGCCCACCGUCUCGCGGAGGCCACCACCACCUAGUCCUCCCCGCGUCUCGAUCUCCCGGAGGGGAGCGGAAAGCGAGCGAUGGCGGAAACCUUGAGGAAACUGGUUUCUAACGGAACUUUGGGAGUGUUGCAGGACAAGUUAGAGUCGUGGAUGAGGGAGUAUAACAACAACUCAUGCGAUGUAAAUUUGAACACUUGCCUGGAAUGCAUUGAACAAAUUGCCAGAGUCCAGGGACAGUUAUUCAAGAUCCUCUCAGAAUCAGCCCAGGAAGGAGGACACUUUGACGGCAUGGAAGUUAUCAAAUCACGUCUUUUGCCUUGGCUGGAGACAUCUUUUAAUACUGCCACGGCAGGGAAAUCGGUUGACAUCAUGCUCCCCUCUCUACAGGACUCAUUUGAGAAGGAUAGACGAGAUUCUGUUCUUCGUGAGCAAGACUUUAGACAAUUAGACUCUGACUUGAACUCGACUCGUUCUCAGCUCAACCAGGUUCAAGACGAUAUGUCUACAGCUGAAAAGACUCUUGAAGACACCAAGGACAGAUCGUCCAUAUCCAUUAUGGCUGCAGAGGAGGAAAUAAAUCAGCUAAGAAAGCAGCUAAAAUCUCUUCAAGCCCAGGAAGAGGCACGUCACAGAAGCAGCAUUGACCAACGAAACUCAGAAUUUAGGCGCUCAGAAGUACCUCGGGAGUCAGAAUUGAGGUUCUCAGAAAAGCGGCCUCCGGAAAGUAGAUUGCUGGAGAGAAGGAGAACCACAAUUGAUUCGACCGUUUCCGAGAGGCCAUCCAUUGUGGAUCAGCAGAGCUCGGGGAUAUCUAGGCCCACCAGGAGCCGCUCGCAGAGCCCCUCGGCGCGCCCCAGCCGCCCGGAGACUACGAGCCGCACCCGGCCGGUGAGCCAGAGCCGCAGCCGGCGCGAGAGCCAGAGCCGCAGCCGGCCCGUGAGCCAGAGCCGCAGCCGGCGAGAGAGCCUGAGCCGCAGCCGCAGCCGCCACCGGCCCGAGAGCCGCAGCCAGAGCCGCCACGACCGCCUGGACGAGAGCCGCAGCCGCAGCCAGAGCCCCGAGCGCAGCCGCAGCCGCUCGUGCAGCCCCGGCGGCAGCCGCUCCCGCAGCCGGCCCGAGAGCCCGACGGCGCUGGCCGCGCAGGCCCGCAGCCCGUCCCCGAGCCGCGCCAAGGGCUCGAGCGUGGCGCGCAAGGCGGCGCUCCUGUCCCGCUUCAGCGACGCCUACUCGCAGGCGCGCCUGGACGCGCAGUGCCUGCUGCGGCGCUGCAUCGACAAGGCCGAGACGGUGCAGCGCAUCAUCUACAUCGCCACCGUGGAAGCGUUCCAUGUAGCUAAAAUGGCAUUCAGACACUUCAAGAUUCGUGUGAGGAAAUCACUGACACCGUCCUAUGUGGGGUCCAAUGACUUUGAGGAUGCUGUUUCAGAUUACAUCAUUUGUCAUCUUGACCUAUAUGACUCCCAAAGCAGUGUUAACGACGUGAUCCGAGCCAUGAACGUCAAUCCCAAGAUUUCCUUUCCUCCGGAGGUUGACUUUUGCCUCCUCAGUAGUUUCAUCCAGGAGAUCUGUUGCAUUGCUUUUGCUAUGCAGACCUUGGACCCACCCCUAGACAUAGCAUUUGGAGCUGACGGAGAAAUUUUUAAUGAUUGCAAGUACCGCCGCAGCUAUGACUCGGAUUUCACUGCUCCCUUGGUCUUCUACCACGUGUGGCCUGCUCUCAUGGAGAAUGACACUGUCAUUAUGAAGGGAGAAGCUGUCACCAAGCGAGGGGCUUUUUGGAAUUCAGUGCGAUCUGUAACUCGAUGCCGAAGCAGGAGUUUAAGUCCCGUCUACCCCCGUAGUCACAAUUGCUUAAACAUGAUAUCUCGAAGUCGAAGUCCUUCUCCAAUAAGUUGUGUAUUGCCAAGGUUUUGAACUACCUGAUAUGUUCUUUUGCCACAGAACAUCCGCAGCCACGUCCUCCCCAGCGUCUCCGUCUUCCUGCUGGGCCUGCUUAAGCCUCACUUAAGAUAAUGUGAAAAGGCAAUUCUGUGUAUCACUCCACACAGAAAGUUAAAUGCUUUGGUUUAGAGCGUUUCCAACGUCAAAAAUAUUGCAUUCUAUUUUAUUUUAUAGCUACAGAUGCCAUCAAUUCGAUAAAAACUCUUGCCUAGGUGUUUAGGAUCAUAUUCAUUUGAAGCAAAGUCCAUGCCAUAGACUUUUGGGCUUUUUUUUUUUUUGGCCUGAAAUAUGAAUGAGGCUUAAAAAAAAAAGUCACUAAAUUAGGCAUAGGGAGAAAAAUCUUGGCCUUGAAUUCCAAAGACAAAUUCUUACAGUUUAUAGAUUGAUCCUAAACUCAUAAUUGCUUGUGUUGGCAUUACCUUGAGAACAAUAUUGGGGAAUUAAUGGUUCUGAAGUUGUGGAAGACAGUCAUAGCUCAGGUGGGGCACAGGUACCGGCGACUUCAGACAAAAUUUAGAGGAGGACUGAAAGGAAUACAACCCACUGGCUUCUCUCUUCCCCCUUUUCAGAGGGUGCAGUUGGUUUGAGACACGUAUCCGUUAGAGAAGCCGCUUGCUGGAGGGAAUUUUCUCACUUUAUGUGUGUACAGCAGUGCUUUGACUAGAAGCCAGCCUGGAGAUAAUUGCCACUGUUUUGUGUUUCUCUCCAGGGUAUGCUUCAUAUUUGAAUGCCCUUAUUUUAUUAUAGAAGCUACCCAGGAGCCACCUUAGCUGUUCUGCCCAGCCCUUUUUCAAAACCAGGCCUUCUGGAAACUUCACCUAGCAAAACUGAUUUAACCUUAAAUCAUGGGUCACUACUGAUGUGAAGUUAGGAUCCCUUCAUUUCUUUAUAGCGAAAUACCUCGUUGAAAUUGAAGGUCAAGUAAGUUCAGUGUUACUGUCUCCCUGCCCUGUGUCACUUCAGAGCGACCUUGAACACAAGCCAGAUGAAACGAGGAAAUGGCAGCAUUCGCUAUGAGCCUUGAGGCAAGGGAGAGUCUUAAGAGGCUCCACACCAUUGCUUACCUUCAAUGCUCACGCCUGCAUCUGCGGCUUUGCGGUGCAGAAAACAAAUUUUCCAGGGCUGUAUGGAGAUAAGACCUUUGCCUUACAUGUGGCUGAUCCCCAUUCACUCCUCCCACACAGCAUGUGACCCUGAGUCCUGCUCUGUGUCUGAGCAUGACUUCUCUAAGUCUUCCUGUGGGAGACAGAGGUAGAGACCUCAGAGAUAGAGAGAUAGAGAGAUAGAGACCUCAGCCUCUGCCUGUGGGGGCUAGUGCUCCCAAACCUAAUUUUUCUCCCUCUGUGCAUUUGUGCAGUCAUUACUGGGAGGUAAGGCAGCAGCAUGCUGGGAGGAGAAAGAAAUUCCAUCAGCUAUCUCAGUGGCCUGGGGCAAGGGAGGGGCUUGAAUGAGCCCCAUGGUGGCCUUGCCUCUCCCAGACCUCGACCUUUCUAUAAUACCUAUUUUAUUCUCACUAUACUGAACUCAAAGUUAAUAUAAUCCAGAUGUAGUAUCCUAGCUAUCAUGUAAAGCAGAAAAAAGGGAAAAAUUUUAAUAACAUUAAUUUUUAAUAAAAUGUUCAAGUAUAACCAUCUAAAAAGAGCAAAAUUAAGCUGUGAGAUGUGCUCGCACCUGUCCGUAGAAUCACCCGCCCCAAAAGCAGGGCAUCACUGUGGUACGGCAGCCGCUCAGGCGGGACGCCUGGCGAGGGGAGAGGUGCUCCGAGCUGUGACGCACUCCUGGCAAGUUCUCAAGGAAAGCCUUGACUUACACACUAAGUGUUUUCCUGGAAAAGUGGGUGCAUAUUAAAACCACAGGACAAUUACUUUAUUUUACAUGGGUAGGUAGAGGUCAGUUCUAAAACCAUGAAAUAAUUCAGACACUUGCAAAUCUUAAACUUUUGCUGGAAUCCUCGGCAGACCUGUGUGCCCACAUUGGGAAAAAGGUCCCUGUAGCCCAGUGUGUUGGCUCUGUCUGCCCAGUGCCAUUUCUCAAGUCUCUGAUGGGGACGGUGACAAUGCCGGGAACAGGAAACAGGCUAGAAUAAUUGACCAAGGAUCUCCAAAUCAAAUGAGGAUGAGCUCUUAUUGCAUUCGGGCAUGCUUUGUUGCUUCACUUCAGUGACUAUAAAAUGGAAAAGUUUUACUUCAUAAUCUGGGUAGAUUUUUCUGUAUCACCAAAUAGCAUCC